Messenger RNA from Cinclus cinclus, 2130 nucleotides. RefSeq names its product ribonucleoprotein, PTB binding 2 (gene RAVER2). Lineage: Eukaryota; Metazoa; Chordata; Aves; Passeriformes; Cinclidae. The transcript is spliced from 14 exons. The record is from RefSeq and is a predicted model, not a curated record. The coding region runs from base 1 to 2130 and encodes 709 amino acids. Gene Ontology annotation, molecular function: RNA binding. Gene Ontology annotation, cellular component: ribonucleoprotein complex.
AUGGCGGCGGGAGCCGAACGCGGCGCGGCGCUGCCCGCGGAGCCGCCGCCGCUGAGCGCCGAGGAGGUGGCGAGGAGGCUGGCGAGCACUCGCCGCGAGCUGGGCAACCGCCGCAAGAUCCUGCUGCGGAACCUGCCGGCCGAGAGCAGCAGCCAGGAAAUCCAUGACUUGUUUAAAGAUUAUGAAAUCAAGUACUGUUAUGUGGACAGGAAUAAAAGAACAGCAUUUGUCACCCUGUUGAACGGGGAGCAGGCCCAGAGCGCCAUCAGGAAAUUCCACCAGCAUUCCCUGCGUGGCAAGGAGAUCUCCGUGCAGCUCCAGCCCACGGAUGCUCUGCUGUGCAUCACCAACCUGCCCCUUUCCCUCAGCAUAGAGGAGUUUGAGGAACUGGUGCGUGCCUAUGGCAACGUGGAGAGAUGUUUCCUGGUCUACAGCGAGCUCACCGGCCAUUCCAAGGGCUAUGGCUUUGUGGAAUACAUGAAGAAGGACUCUGCUGCCAAGGCCAGGCUGGAGCUCCUGGGCAAGCAGCUGGAGGACAGCACUCUGUUUGCACAGUGGAUGGAUGUGAACCAGCUGACCACAAACCUCAUUCACUCCAAGUGCCUUUGUGUGGAUAAAUUACAAAAGGACUGCGCUGAUUCGAAAGAGCUGAUGCAGGCUUUCUCCCUCAAGUACAAACCUGUGUUCUGCCAGUUUGCCCAGGAUGAGGACGGGGGCAGCGGGGACUUCGCCGUGGUGGAGUACGAGAGCGCGGAGCAGGCGGAGAGCGUGCGAGGGGCCACGGACGGGGUGAGCAUCAACGGCAGGAGGGUCCAGGUGUCCUUCUGUGCCCCUGGGGCACCAGGCAGGAGCACCUUGGCAGCUCUGAUAGCAGCACAGAGGAUGAUGAGGAACAAUAGGAAAGGUUUGCUUCCAGAGCCAAAUCCAGUGCAGAUCAUGAAAAGUUUUAAUAAUCCAGCAAUGCUGCAGAUGCUGCUGCAGCCCCAGCUGCGUGGCCACGCUGUUAAACCUGUUCUUGGAGCAUCUGCAGGUUUACCUCACCUCAUAAAUUCAGCAGUUGGGCCACCUUUUUUGCAGCUGAAUAAAGUUCAUCAGAGCUCAGUUCUGGGGAGCACCUCCAGCCUGCUGCUGCAGAGCCCUGCUCACCUGCCCCUGCCCCAGCAGCAGCUCCUGAAGAUGGAAAACGUGCAGGCAAACAGUAAACCAGGUUUGCUGGGAGAACCUCCAACAAUGCUCCUGCAGACUGUGCUGGGCAUAGGGGUGAUGCCAGCAGUGAGCUCAGGCCUGGCAACACGAGGAGAAGCUCUCAAGUCUCCGGUUGCGGCGGCAGGGAUGGGCGUGCUGCCGUUCUUCCCGAACCAGCACAUCGUUGGACAGCCCCUCCCCGGGCCCGGCGCUGCCGCCGACAAAGCCGAGGCCGUGCCGGGAGCUCAGCCCUUCCCUCCGGCGCUGCCCGGCCUCCCCUCCGGGGCUCUGCUCUGCAAACCUCCCGGCCACGGCCACGGCAAGAGCUGCGACUCCAGCCUGGGGACUCCCUUGAAAAAACAGACUUCUCUGCUUGGGGAACCCCCAAAAGAAAUUCGGCUGAGCACCAACCCCUACUUGAAUUUGGCAAGUGUUUUGCCUGGUAUCUGUCUGCCAGCAGCAAUUGCCAGCAAAGCCUCCAGUCCUCCACAGCACACCAGCCUUCCAAACAAUGUCAUGGAUGCUGCUGUGUCUCAGGGAACUGCAUCACAACAUGCAAUGGAAAAUUAUUUCAGUUAUUCCCAGCAGCCUGGGGAAUACCCACAGGAGGCUGUCCAGCAGUGGUACCAGCAUUAUGCUCAGGCACAUCACUCUACCCAGGCCAGAGUGGAUGGCUUGGAAAAUGGAGCCUCUGAGGAAUCUACGGGUGGAUCUUUCCCAGAGUACAGCACCUGCCUGCAGGUGGUGCCUGCCCUUUUGAGUGGAGCCCAGGGAUCCCAGCCGGGCUUGCAGCCUCCUCCAGCAAAUCCUUUAAAGCAGGUGGCCCCGAAGCGCAGCUCCUCGUACCUCGUGUCCGAGCCCGGCCCCGUGGAGUUCCCGGCUCCCGGAGGAGCCGGAGCCGCGCGCUACUCGGAAUCCUCGCUGAAGAAGAAGCGAGUGUAUUGA